Molecule: messenger RNA, 828 nt
Organism: Tachysurus vachellii
Lineage: Eukaryota; Metazoa; Chordata; Actinopteri; Siluriformes; Bagridae
Exons: 5
Coding region: 6-686 (226 amino acids)
Molecular function (GO): protein binding
Source: RefSeq, a predicted model, not a curated record
UCAACAUGUCCAUCAGCUCCAACGGGAAUAUGUCUGAGCUGAAGAAAACAGGAAGAAAAGGACAGAAAGCUGGAGCCCGAACAGAGGAACCGCCGCCGUACGAAGCUGACGUUCCUGAACCCAGGAGCAGAGACGAGCUGCUGAAACACUGGAUUCCUCUCUCUCUGGAUGACAGAACGGCUCAGAAGCUGCUCUGGAUCUCGGAGGGCGGAGCUAAAGUUUCCCGGAUGUCCGAGCAGCCGUGUCCCGUACUGGACCGACCAGAAAGAUUCGAGGUCGCUCCUCAGGUGGUGUGUAAAGAGGGGUUCCUGGGUCGCCGUGGUUACUAUGAGAUGGAGUACGAGGGCUGGGUGGUGAUCGGGGUGGUGUACGCCAGCAGCGGGCGCAAAGCUAAAGACGGAGCGUGCGGCCUGGGCGAGAACGAGGCAUCGUGGGCCGUGGGCUGGGGCGGAUCUUAUUACCAAGCCUGGCACAACGGAGAGAGCACGGAGAUCCACGGAAACCGCGGCAACACCAUCGGCGUCUACGUGGACCAACCGGCCGGCGUGGUGGCUUUCUACUUGGUGGAGGGAGAACCGAGAGAGGCGAGACUUCUGCACCGGUACAAAACCACCUUCAACGACGAGCUCCUACCCGGAGUCUGGGUGGGGCAGAACUCCUCCUGCUGGAUCCGCAAAAAGGACUAGAGAGGAAGAGGAGGAAGAGGAACACGGCUGCACGUUUGUCCGGGAAUUAGAUGCAUUGAGAAGAUACGUUCAGUGUACUCGUAUCCUCACGUGUGUGUGUGUGUGUGAAUCUUCUGAGAAAUCUGUUUUCGUUUGGAAAUAA